This is a messenger RNA of Fonsecaea erecta, 1716 nucleotides long. RefSeq lists its product as hypothetical. The transcript is spliced from 2 exons. The record is from RefSeq and is a predicted model, not a curated record. The coding region runs from base 1 to 1716 and encodes 571 amino acids. Lineage: Eukaryota; Fungi; Ascomycota; Eurotiomycetes; Chaetothyriales; Herpotrichiellaceae.
AUGAAGCCAUUUGUCCUCCGGCUGCUCCUCUGGGCCGUCAUCGUCGCCGCCGGUGUCUUUGCUCUUUACCUAACCGUUUCAUAUGCUGCGAUUCCGCUCCUUGUCUGGUUAUCUCCGACGUUGAAUCCGACCUUGUAUGAUCUGGGUUUAUAUGGUGCUUCACCUUCGCAGACAUAUAUAUCAAAUGGCUUGAGCUCCCCGCGGACGAGCAUCAUCAAAUAUCACCCGGAUUGUGAAAAGGGAUACACCUUCCUCAAUUAUAAUGGGGGUUCAGUGCCCGAUCCUGGUCCUGCGAUACUGGACAGCAAUAGUGAGCUUGUUUGGAAGGCGCAGAAUUUUGGUGUGACGACGAAUCUGAAAGUGCAGAGUUAUAUGGGUCAGCCCUACUUGACCUUUUGGUCUGGAAAGAAGGGUGGGACUAUGGGCAAAGGUGUCUAUCACAUGCUAGAUAGCUCGUACGAGAUCAAGCACACCGUUUCGGCAGUUGCGCCGGGACACGAGGUCGAAGGUGACCUGCACGAGUUCAAAAUCACCAAAGACAACACUGCACUGGUGACAUUCUACAACGUUACCCCGGCAGAUCUCUCCUCGUUGGGGAAAUGGAAGAACGGAUGGCUCACCGAUAGUGGUUUUCAGGAAAUCGAUAUUGCCACAGGCGAGCUGCUCUUUGAAUGGAAAGCCUCUGAGCAUUUCCAAGUCAACGAAACUUUCAUGACGCACCCGUUCGGCGGAUAUAUCAAAAGCAUUCCUUUCGAUUUCUUCCACAUCAACAGCGUCGACAAAGACUCCAAGGGCAACUACCUCGUCUCCUCACGCCAUACCCAUUCGGUCACCUGCAUCAGCCCAGAUGGCCAGAUCAUGUGGAUACUUGGCGGCCAACGUAAUCAAUUCAAAGACCUUUCAGGAGGUGACGCUCUCAACUUCCGGUGGCAGCACGAUGCCCGGUGGCUCAACGAGGAAGAAGGGAUCCUGACGCUUUUCGACAACAAGGAAGGAGGACCCUUACAUGUCGACGGCCCCUACAGCCGAGCGCUCAUGCUUCAACUGGACAUCGCCAGCAAGACUGUGACCCUCCUGCAUUCUUAUGUUUCGCAGUACCAGACACGGACACCUUCCCAAGGCUCGGCGCAAUACCUCCCCGACAGCAACCACAUGUUUGUGGGCUUUGGCCACUCGCCGGUCUUUAGUGAGUUUUUGCUGGACGGAACUCUGCUUUGCGAGGUCCAUUACGGCGCACAGUGGCUGCACGUUUUCGACACAGCAGUUUCGUACAGGGCUUUCAAAACAGCCGCCUGGGUUGGUAAGCCUCGGGAGCCGCCUGCAGCCAAGAUCUUGGACGACAUAAUCUAUGUCAGUUGGAAUGGAGCGACCGAGGUAGAAGCGUGGGUGUUGCAGGGGGGUGGCACGGGGGAACAUGAAGAGGAAUGGUCCGAUCUCGAUUUCAUUGAUAAGGAGUUCUAUGAAGAGAGCUUUGAUCUAUCACAACUAUCCCACUACUCUCGAUUCCGCGUGGGAGCCUUAGAUCGAGAAGGUCAGAUCUUGGGAUACUCCGAUGUCGCUCCACGAGAAAGCUCUGGCAGCUGGUGGGGUUUCCUUUUUGCAGUGUUUCUAUGGGGAGUGGCCUCCAAACUCGCCUGGAUGGGCUAUAAAUGGGUCUCCCAGCACAAGGGAGCCGGUAGAAGAGGCGUCUCGUGGGUGGUUUGGAAAAAGUCGUGA